UUGUCAGCUUCGCGAGCUCUUUCGAAUGAUAUAUAUUUUGUCGUUUAUUGUCGGUACGUAUUCUAAAAAAAUUUUCUUUUCUUCCUUCCUUUCCUUUAAUUUUUCUAACUAUUUUUUGCUUAUAUUUCAUCUUAUUUUUAUCUUAUUUUAUUCUCAUAAUUUUUCUCAAAUUUAUUUUUUUAAUUUUAAAAUAGGCGAUACUAAUCGACCACUUGAUUUGACAGACGAAAAUGAUUCUCUUAUGGACCCACCACCAACAGAAAAUGUGUCUAAUAAAUUACUUCCAGUUCAUUAUUCUUUACGUUUUGUUUGGCAAAUUUUACAAAAAGCUCUUCACUGUGUUAAAAACGGCCAUGAAAAUAUUUUGGAGACUGCAACUAAAUUUUGGGGGGAUUCUUUAAGAAAAGUUUAUUCUUUUUUGACAACAUCAGUUCCGGCCCAACAACUUUUUUGUAGAAUUUUGGUACGGAGAAGAGGUUUUCAUAUUGCUCGGAAUAUUAGAUAUCACGAUUUGGGCCCAAAAUUGAUGCCUUUAUUUAUUGAACUCUGUGAAAAUGGAUUUUUUGAGGAAGCAUUUUCCAUAAACGAAAAUGGUGAUCCAAAUUCUUCAAAUAUCACACUUGAUGAAGCUUUCAAUUUACUUCAAGUAGACGAUUUUAAAAUUAUUUGCAAAAAAUUCCAUAUUGAUACAAGAAUUGGAAGGCAGGGAAUUAUUAGAGAAUUAAAGAAGCAUGCAAUACGUAGAGAUGUUUUUGGACGGUGUAAUUUGAAGCAUUUGUUGAAUUGUAUAAAACAACUAACCGGAAAAUGCUACAGAAUUAAACAAGAUGUACUCUAUUUCUUUAAUUCUUUUUUCUCUGUCUAUGCCCCAAACUUGAUGGAUGUUGGCGCCGCUGCUGUUCGUCCCCAUCAAUGUUAUGUUGAUUUAUGUGACUCAUUAAUUUUCUCAAUGCUUCAACGUCAAGCAGAAACUUUAAAUUUUGUAAAUAAUUUAAAUUUGAAAUAUUCUUUGAUUGACCUUUUUUCUGAUUUUGAUGGCUUAACAAGAUAUGUCAAAGCAAAAUAUGAUGAACAACGCUUAGUUUGCUUUAUUGACAAAAUUUUUCAAUUUAUUAAUUUGCCUGUUUAUUUACGCAAAUUUACACCUCCUUGGAUUUAUUGUCGUUGUAUAUUUCGGGGAGUUGAAGCAGCCCAGAGAUUAAGAGACUAUGAACUUGCUGUAAACUGGCUAAUAUUUUUGUUGAGUAAAGAAGAACUCAAACAUUUUUGUAUCAAUUCCCGUGGAAGAUGGUAUAAACGCUUGGUGCUCAAUUUAAAUAAACACUUGAAACGAAAUGAGGAAGCAGCUAAAUUUUGUUGUAAGGGAAUUGAAGAAAAUUUUGUUUUGAUUUCUGAUAAAUUAUCGCUACAAGAGAGACUUGACAAAUUAUCUCAACGUGUAGUUGACUGUCCACAGGCUUUGUUAGAGAAUCGUUUGGUUUUGGAUGAACCAGAAAGGGUUUCAAUUACUGGACUUACAUUAGGAAAGGGCCUAGGCGAUGGUCUUCAAGUUAACCAUUUUUAUAUUCCUUCGACUUCAACUCAACCUAAUCUUAAUGAAAAUGUUCAACCAGAGACAAUUCAAUCAGAUACUUUGUCGUCAUCUUCAGAUACUUCUUCUUGUUCUUCUUUUGCUUCUACAAGAAGAGGAGGGUCGUCUGAACACCAGCAACCCUCAACACAAACAACAACAGCUCCAACAAAUAAUACAAAUAUAAAUAAAUGUAACGUUGAAGAAAUUGCAUUACGUCAUUUUAUUGAAAAUGAAAAUUAUAAAGAAGGAGUACAUGCUGAAGGAAAAAUUUGGCAUAUGUUGUUUAGACUAUUCUUUUGGGAUAUAAUUUCGUGUGUUGAAUUUGAGAAUGAGUUGGCUAAUAAUGUUUGGAUUUCUUGGAUGCAAAAUGACCCUCUCGAUCUCAAUUACACAAUGUUCUACGAAAAUCGCUUAACUUUAAUUGAUUCUCGUCUUGAAAAAAUUCUCGAAUCCUUGUCUGAAUGUAUACUCUUAAACAAAACUCCUUCAACAACAUUUGAAGAAAGAAUUUCUUCGUCGACAGGAUCGCCCCAACGUAAAUCUCCUCGAAAAUCUGUUCAUUGUCCAUGCUUUAUUCACUCAACUGUUGAGAAACAUUACAACGAAAAAUUAUCAAAAACUAUGGGGAAUUCAGCUAGAAGUUCUACCAUUGAAUGGCACGAUUUUGAAGGAGGAAAAGAACAACUUUUUCGUUUUCUACAUUGUUGUUCACCUGUUUUGUUACAUGCUCUAUUUAAAAAGUUGUGUUCAAAUUUUCGCCAAAGCCGUAGUGGAUUUCCUGAUUUGACCCUUUGGAAUGCUGAGGAUCGCAAAUUAGCGGUAGUAGAAGUAAAAGGACCUAACGACAAAUUAUCUACUAAACAGCAAAUUUGGUUAGACUUUUUUAAAUCUCAAGGUGUUCGGGCUGUUGUAUGCCAUGUUUCAGCAAAAAAUGAUCGUUCAAUCGAAUAA
This is a messenger RNA of Meloidogyne enterolobii, 2524 nucleotides long. The record is from the annotation of a GenBank genome assembly. NCBI's taxonomy places the organism in Eukaryota, Metazoa, Nematoda, Chromadorea, Rhabditida, Meloidogynidae.